AUGUUUCGUCCUCGCAACAGCACCGUUUCUGCUAGAGUCAGGCCAGGAACAGUCGCAAGGACUUCGCACUCUCCCGAACCAAGAAGAUUAUUAAUGGAACCAGUGUCAUCCCUUUACGACUGUAUCAGCCGGGGCACAAUUCACAUGGAUAAGGCCGCCAAAUUGAUACUGGAGAAGAAGAAAUGUCACACUUUCAAUCAGAGCGUUUAUGAUGAAUUCACAAGAUCUGAAGUGGCUAAUCGAGCCCAGAAAAUGGUUUUUGAUGGGAUUGACAAUGUGGAUGACCCGGUAGAGGAAAUGAGAUUAAACGACGAAAAGUUGAAAGAUCUCCCUUCAGAGAUAGAAGAUGUACUUAUAGACUUUGCGCAGGACGCUUUAGGUUACGGACACGAGGAGUUGGUGCCGGGUUUUGAAGGCGAUUUGGAAACGUCCAGCUUCUACGAAAGCUUGGGAAACAAUGAAGAGGAAAGAAGGAAAGAGCUUUCGCAGAUGAGACAGGAGCGAGCUCAAUGGCGGCCACACCUUUAUUAG
Molecule: messenger RNA, 531 nt
Organism: Cylicocyclus nassatus
Lineage: Eukaryota; Metazoa; Nematoda; Chromadorea; Rhabditida; Strongylidae
Source: the annotation of a GenBank genome assembly